AUGUGGCUCCGUCGUCUGCCCCCCACACACUCGGGAGCCGCGUGCUCGGUGACGGUGCUUGCCAGGUGGUGCAGCACGCAGUCGGGCCGAGGGCCGGAAGGAAAAGAGAGCUCCUCGAAGGAGACGACGACGACGGAGGGCAAAAGCGAAGGUCUUUCCCUCACGAAUACGAAUAGCAGCGUGGAGAAAAAGGGCGGAUUUCUGCAACCAUCGGAUGACGUUGUGCUGGAGUACGCUCGACACGCACUGGAGCGUGAAGGGCGCGACAAAAAACCCGAGGCAGUCAUAUGGCAAUGGGAUACGACGUAUUCGCCGAUUUUAUCAAAAGGAAAGCAAAAUUUCUACGAUUACACGGACGACAUUCCGAAGCAUGUAAAGCCAUUUUGGCAUCAUGAGUACUACCAACAGCGUGAGUACUUUCGAUUGCAGCGAGAGAAGCGUCCACUGAGGGAGCAAUUAAAAACCUGGGGUAUUGUCGUGGCUUGUUUGUCUGUCGCAGGGGCGGCGCUCACGCUUAUCCGCGUGUGGGUUGAGCAACCGAGAGAAAUUCGUGAACUACGGGAAGAGCUGCUCCAGCAAACUUACGGUAAAGUAUUGGAGCUUGCCGCAGGGCAUGGCCAAAACAUUGGAGCCUACCCGUAUGCUGUGCACGAGGUUAUUAUGUGUGAUUCCAACGCACAGCAGCUUCAAGCCUUGCGAUACCGCCUUCCACGUACGUCCUAUCCCAAGUAUGACGUGCGCCGCGUACGGUCGGAGAAUCUGGACAUUUUUGCCGAUGGAGAGUUUGACUGUGUGGUGGAUAUGUUUGGACUUUGUCAUCUCCAUGAUCCUGUUAAGGCGCUUCGGCAAAUGCAGCGCGUUGUAAAACCAAGCGGUCUCAUUCUGCUUCUCGAGCACGGCAGCAGUCCCUACCCCCCCGUGAAUUGGUUUUUGAGCUACUUUGAGCAGCGGCACAAGGUGAACACGCAUGGGUGCAAGUGGAAUUUGCCGAUUCGGGAGUUUUUGAGGGAGUCACGCCUGGAGGUGAAGGAGCUUCGAAACAUGCAUUAUGGAACGACUUACUACGUCGUGGCGUACCCGGAGGUAUUAGAGGCCUUUAAGGAUCGCGGUGCUGCUUCGGCGUCUGCGCUGGCUACUGCGUAA
Messenger RNA from Trypanosoma cruzi, 1143 nucleotides. RefSeq lists its product as uncharacterized. The record is from RefSeq and is a predicted model, not a curated record. The transcript has a single exon. The coding region runs from base 1 to 1143 and encodes 380 amino acids. Gene Ontology annotation, molecular function: S-adenosylmethionine-dependent methyltransferase activity. Lineage: Eukaryota; Euglenozoa; Kinetoplastea; Trypanosomatida; Trypanosomatidae.